UGUUGAAGACUUCCGGUCUGCCUCGUCCUCUCAGUGUCGAACUGUCGGUGUUCGAACCCUCCGGUUGCUCCGGGUCCCGGUGUUGGAUCGUUUCUGUUCCGACAUGUUGAAGCUCGACGCGUUGCGGCUGUUUGUGGAUCAGCGUCUGUCCGCGGUCACCGACGACAUUUUCCGCUGUUUGACCAGAACGAUAAGCGAAUACGAACAUGACGUUUUCCGGUUGAAGCAGGAGAUAGAGAGACAGCGGAAACUGCUGGAGACCGCAGGACGACCGGGACACACACCGGAGGACACACUGGAGGACACACCGGGGGACACACCGGAGGACACACCGGCAGGUGUUCUGCUGGUUUCCACCACAGAAGAAGAACAGCAGGUCAGGAGGCGGAGCUUCAGUCUGUACAUCAAACAGGAGGAGGGCGGAGCCUCAGGACCUGAGGACAGCAACAUCAUCAUCAGUCCUAAUUGCCUGAGGGAGCGACCUGAAACAGACCUGAGUCGUCUCCCCAAUCAGAUUCAGUCAUACCUGGAGGAGGAGGGGCCUCAACAUACUGAAGAUCCUCCGGAGGCAUUCACUGUCAAACAGGAAGUGGAUGAGGGUCACAUGAUGCUGGAGGCUGCGAGUAGAGAGGAGUUCAGCUCUCAGCAGGAAGGUUUUCUGUUUGUUUCCACCACAGAGGAAGAGCAGCAGCUGAGGGGGCGGAGCUACAGUCUGCACAUCAAACAGGAAGAGGGUGGAGCUUCAGGUUCUGAGGAGUUCACAUCGAGUCCUGAUUGGCUGAUGGGAAGCAACGAUGCAGAGGGAAGUUCCUUGUCCACUCAGAUCCCGUCCCACAUACAGAAGGAGUUUCUCUGGAUCCCGUCAGACCUCAUGAGAUCAGAAUCUGGGUGUCGAUCACACCAUCAUGGGGACUCUGAUGUCCAAUCGCCUGCUGAGGACAGCGGAGACACUCCAUCUGAACCAGGUCUCCAGACACCUGAGACUCCUGUAGAACAGAAGCUGCUGGUCUGCGGCAGCUGCGGUCGACAGUUCAGUUCAAGACGAACUUUGAGGAAACACAUCAGGCAAAACACAGCUCAGGACCAAGACCAGAUGUCCUGCAGCCUCCGCAGACAGAGGGCAACCUUCCAGAGUCCUGCCAAGUCCUUCAGCUGCAGGGUCUGUGGAAACUCCUUCUACACACGGGGGAUUCUGGUGCGGCACGCUGAAAACCACUGCAAGGAACCUGAGAACCGGUGUGGGGCCUGUGGGGACUGUCUGGAUUCGACGGAGAACCUCAGAGACCACCUGCGGUCCCACAAAGAACUGGGCAGCACCUGCGAUGUGUGUGGGAAGAAGUGCAGCUCCAUCAGGAGGAUGGAGAUCCACAAACGGGUCCACACCGGAGAGAAGCCGUACAGCUGCAGGUUCUGCAGCCGAGACUUCAGCAGGAAGGAGAGUCUGGAGAGACACCUAAAGAUCCAUACCGGGGACAGACCACACCGAUGUGGACUCUGCAGGAGGACGUUCACCAGGAGGGAGUACCUGGUCCACCACCUGAAGACCGGUCACACAGAGAGUCCAUCUGCAGGGACGGAGUGGACGGAGCAGAUCAGUCUGAUGCUGUGAAACUGGACAGAAACGUGAUGUAGAGACGAGACAUUCACUGACUCAUGUGAAAGGACUUAAUGUUUGUAACUGUUAAACAUCAGGAAAGAAAACGGCUUUGAUAAAAAAUUCAUUUGAUUCAUUAACAGGAACAGAUUUAGUUAAAUCUUUGUUCUGUGUGUUAACUUCGUGUUGCUAAGUUACACAGAGUUCAGACCUUCAACAGUCUCAUUAUAGAACAUUUCAAUUCACGAGAUCCACAAAGUUGAUCCGGAUCUGAACCACACACUCAGAAAUAUCAUGUCGGAUUCUCGAAGUUCUUCAGAUGCAUUCUGGACUUUUAGCAAAAUCCAGCAAACAAACAAACCGAAUGAAAACAGGUCAUUGUACAAAUACACAAGUACAACGGAACCUUUUAAAAAUGUUUGUAUAAGUAAUGAAAAAAGUUUUUACAGUUGGUUUAGCAAAAACAUGUCAUUCACGUACAGGAAGCAGCAGUGUAUUGUGGGACAUGAUGGAGAAACAUCCACAGUAUCCUGAUGUCACAUGAUUCAGUUGCAUCUCCAUGACAACAGAGUUUUCUCUAAUGUGACAAACCUGGAAAAUAUUUCAAUAUUAUUUCAUUUUAGUUGAAAACAUUCAAACGUCCUCAGAUCAGCAGCACUUUGAACCAUAGACGACAAAUGUGUGUGUGUGUGUGUGUGUGUGUGUGUGUGUGUGUGUCAUUUCCAGGAAGAGGUACAAAGAGUGUUUGUGUGUUACAAAGUGAUUUCCUGGUCAACCGGGUGUUUCCUGUUAAAACACACACACUCAGUGGGUCAUUGUGUGUUGUCCAGUUACUUUAUGAACACACACACACUCACACACACACACACAC
Messenger RNA from Paralichthys olivaceus (Japanese flounder), 2465 nucleotides. RefSeq names its product zinc finger and SCAN domain-containing protein 2-like. The record is from RefSeq and is a predicted model, not a curated record. Lineage: Eukaryota; Metazoa; Chordata; Actinopteri; Pleuronectiformes; Paralichthyidae.